AUGAUGGGGGGCCCCCUCUCCUGCUCUGGGGGCCCCCCCACUGUCUCUAGCUUUCCUUCGCUUAUGCUGAGCAGCUGCUGCACCUUUUUCUCUUCUUCUCUCUCUGCUGGUGCUUCAAACCCUAGUAAACGUGCAGGAGCUGCUGCUGCUGCUCCUGUACGAGCAGCAGCAGCAGCAGCAGCAGCAGCAGAAGAUGCAGCAGAAGAAGAUGCAGAUACACCCAAACGGAAACGACCUGCACCAGGAGCAGCAGCAGCAGCAGCAGCAGGAGCAGCAGGAGCAGCAACAGCAGCAGGAGCAGGAUCAGGAGAAACAGAAGAAGAGGCAGAAGGAGCAGCGGAAGGACUGCUGCAGCAGGAGCAGCAGCAGCAGCAGCAGCAGGAGCAGCAGCAGCAGCAACAGCAGCAGGAGCAGGAUCAGGAGAAACAGAAGAAGAGGCAGAAGGAGCAGCGGAAGGACUUGCAGCAGCUGCUGCAGAAAAAGGAGCUGCAGCAGCUGCAGCAGCAGCAGCUGCUGCUGCAGCAGCCGGUGAGUUCAUGGGGUGUAUAG
This is a messenger RNA of Eimeria mitis, 549 nucleotides long. RefSeq lists its product as uncharacterized. NCBI's taxonomy places the organism in Eukaryota, Apicomplexa, Conoidasida, Eucoccidiorida, Eimeriidae. The record is from RefSeq and is a predicted model, not a curated record. The coding region runs from base 1 to 549 and encodes 182 amino acids. The transcript is spliced from 3 exons.